GUCAACGAACCAUCAACAUCGUAAAUAUUCUUCACAGCCAAAAAUGGCUGAAGAGGAAGAUAAAAAUCCGUUACCACCUAUUAUAGAUGUCAGAAGCAUGGGAGAUGACACUGACGUCAUUUACAAAACCUACAGCAGCACGAACAAAGAAAGUGAAGAAGAAAGAUUGAAAAGAAUUGCGGAAAUGUUCUUGGCAAAACCAGGGAACCAAGCAGAUAGGAGAGAAAUAGCCGAUGAAAUAAAGAAAAAGGAUAAGAAGUUGUCAAACAGAAUGAGGAAGAAGAUAGCGAAGAAGAAUAAGAAAAAGAAAAGGGCUGAGCAAAAGCAAAAAUCCAUUACAGAAGCGACUGAGAGAGAUGAUCACGAGAUCCAUAAGCCGUUUGAAGCGUUCCUUGAAAUUGAAGUUGCAGACGACAAGAGAGAUGAUCAAGUGGUUCAUAAGCCAUUUGAAGCGUUCCUUGAAAUUGAAGUUGCAGACGACAAGAGAGAACGCGCAAAAUUUCCUAGCUGCUUUGGUUUCAUCAUGGCAUGGUUUGAGAAAAGGAAAGAGAAAAAGCUUUUGAAAAAAGUUAAUGCAGAUUCACACAGCUUGUGUGUAAGUUCCAGUGACAUUUUGAUUGAGAUGAUAAGUUCCGCACGUGCCAAUGAAGCAGACUACAUAACCGGAAAUGGGCUGAAAGAGGACGUCCUGGAAAUUGAGAACGUCGAAUCAAUUUCAUUUUAAAUCUCGUGCUGAUAGACUUAAACCCACGACAAGUAGACUUAUUUCUAAAUUUUUGCUGGUCACGUGAUAUAAUUUGUAUAAUUCAACACAAUAUUUGUACCAAUAAAUGAAAAAAGAAACUUUUUUUUAAAAAAAAAAUCACUGUGAGCAUAAACUUCAAACGGUUUUAUCAGUUUUAAAAAGAUAAAAGAAAUAUUUGCACAUAAAUUGUUUCUCAAUUGUUUAACUGUUUUUUUAUACGUUACAAGCAAAUUUUAAUUUUCGUUGUGAAAAUAGUAGGUAUAUUUUCAUAUUACAUUUUUCAAUUAUUUCCUACUAUUUUAGUUACAAAAUAUUUUCAUCUUUUUAAGAAAAGGCGCUCACUAAAUAGAAUCACAUUUCCAUUGUUCAGUUCUGUAAAGUUUUCAAGAUGUACUUUCAAACACAUAAUCAUCUAAUCAGUUAACAUCGAUUGAUUAUCUUCACUAUUUCAGUG
This is a messenger RNA of Ruditapes philippinarum (Manila clam), 1199 nucleotides long. RefSeq lists its product as uncharacterized. The transcript has 2 exons. Bases 44 to 724 code for a protein of 226 amino acids. NCBI's taxonomy places the organism in Eukaryota, Metazoa, Mollusca, Bivalvia, Venerida, Veneridae. The record is from RefSeq and is a predicted model, not a curated record.